UAGCCUAUUAUGUGGUUCGUAUACUACAUGAGAUGUGAAAAGGAAGCUCGCAUUAAACUGCUUUAAAGUGUGACACGAGAUAUUUGCAUGCGACAUCUGCUCAGAGGAACUAUUUGCAGGCGGAAGGGUGGAUUGGCCUAGUUGCAUUCCUGCGGAGGGUUUGACCUCUGACCUGGUUGUUGCAUUCCAGAGUGGCUUGUCCUGCAACAGCAGCUCAGCUAGCAGAGCGCUCAGACUGCCUCAGCAAGACGAUGUGUGCACAGCUAGUUUAGCCAAGGUAGCAGACACACCAGCGACAUCUGGAAGAGACACACGAGUGGCUGUCCAGGGCUUUAAGGAACGUCUUGUUUAAAAUCCAGAAAGCCAACUUGAAACGCAGUUAGCCAUUUUGCUCACCAGUCAAACCGCCAUCGUAUUUAAGUUGCUUUGUAGACACACAGCAGACUAGCCCCAGACAUCAGCGCAGAGGAAAUGAAGGACAAACAAAAGAGAAAGAAGGAGCGGACUUGGGCUGAGGCGGCUCGCAUGGUAUUGGAGAACUUCUCUGAUGCACCAAUGACUCCUAAACAAAUCCUUCACGUCAUCCAGACCAAAGGGCUGAAGGAAAUGAGAAGUGGUACGGCUCCGUUGGCCUGCCUGGUCACCAUGCUGCACUCCCAAGUGAGAGGAGACAGAGUCAAGAACAGCAUCUUCUUUAAGCUCCCGGGACGAAUGAGCCUUUUCACUCUGAAGAAGAACGCCCUCCAGUGGACGAAGGCAACCUCAGAGUCGGAGGCGCCAUCAGAAGUGGCCGGCAGCGCCGCACUUCCAGCUUCAAGCAGCAGCACCGCAGCGGCGGGAUCCGCCGCGGGCCCUGUCGACUCCAACGAGACCGUUGAGCAGGAGAGCUGCGACUCCACAGAGACCAUCGUAGCUGCCAUCAUUGACAAUGACGCAUCGGUAGAUGAGAGUUCAUCCAGCGCCUCCUGCUCCACGGAGCUGCAGACUACCACUAACCAGCCUCAGACCCGGCUCAGCAGAUCAGCAGGACAGCAGGGACGCACAGAAACGCAGCAAACCCAACACGCCCAGACCAGACUGAGCCGUUCCAGACAGUCGGGGAGGCAGAGGAAGAAAGCAGUCAUGAUGCCUCGUGUCGUCCUCACGCCUCUGAAAGUAAACGGAGAGCAUGUCCCCUCAGGACCCAUGAAGAGGAGUCGAGGAGGAGUAGAUGUCGACUUUGAAACCCCCGGUUCCAUUCUGGUCAACACCAACAUCAGAGCCCUCAUCAACGUGCGGACCUUCUCGGCCUUCCCGUCACACUCGCAGCAGCAGCUGCUGCAGCUUCUACCAGAGGUGGACAGACAAAUUGGACCUGAUGGUAUGGCCAGGCUGAGCAGUUCAGCCCUGAACAAUGAGUUCUUCACCCACGCCUCGCAGAGCUGGAAGGAAAGGCUAGCUGAGGGUGAGUUCACCCAUGAGAUGCAGGUGCGUUUCCGACAGGAAAUGGAGAAAGAGAAGAAGGUUGAAGCAUGGAAGGAGAAAUUUUUUGAGGAGUACCAUGGUGAAAAAUCCGGCCUUACACGAGAAGAGUCCCUCAAACUCACCAUGAGCGAAGCCAGCGAAGUUGCCAGCACUGUGCUGGAAAGUGACGUUGCUGUGGUGACGAGCGCCCCCAAAAGACGCAGCGUGGGUCGGCGGCGAAGAGACGGCAGGAUGAGGAGACGCACCCGGGCUGACCUUCGUCGCAGAGCUCGCCGGACCCUCUGCAAGGCCACGCCGGCCCUGCAGCCCACGGAAGCAGCAGAGGCCAGUGCUACUCUGGAAAUGGCCGCCGUCUCUAUCGACUCUCCAGUGUGCAACAACACGGUGGUUCACGACGAAGUGGUGCUUCAGGCAGACUCUGCGGUGGAGCUCCCAGUUGAGAGCGCCUCUGUUGAGCCUCAGGCCUCUCCCAUUCCGGAGCCGGUCACGUUGCCGCCCGCGACUCCUGCUCCAAGUCCUAGCCCGAGCCCGGCCUCUACGAGUGCAAAUGAAGAGCCGGAAGUUACUCCCGACCUGCUCCCCAAGGAAGACGCUCCUGUACUGGCUUCAACUACCUCUCCAUCCUCUUCCUCGUCUCCUUCCUCUUCUUCAGCCUCCUCACCUGCUUCCUCGCCCUCCUCACCUGACAGACCGGGAGCCUUUGCAGCAGGUCUGGACUCUUCCUCGUCCUCUUCAGGCUCGUCCAGCGCCACCAUUCCUGCCGACCCGCUGGACGACACUGCCUCUGUGGUCACCUCCAUCACGGGCGGGACCGCCACCAGCAGCCGUGAGAGCAGUCCGUCGGCCAGCCCAGCCACCACCCCUGUCCUCAGCAGCCAGCUCAAGGAGCAGAAGAGGAGACAAGAUGAGACUGAGGGCCUUUCCAGCUUUCCCGAGAAAAGGCCGCGAAUUGAUGACCGUCAGUCCUUUCGUACCACAAUCGACGGUGUCUGUUCGGAGAAGCCGCAGCCGACAACCGAAGAACCCAAGGUGCCACCUAUCCGGAUUCAAUUAUCCAGGAUCAAACCUCCCUGGGUCAAAGGGCACCCCACCUACCAGAUCUGCCCCCGGAUUGUGCCCCCCGGCGAGGGCUCGCGGCGGUCGGGGACGGGUGGGGCGCGGACGCUGGCAGACAUCAAAGCCCGCGCCCAGCAAGCCCGUGCCCAGCGCGAGGCCGCUGCUGCUGUUGCAGCCUCUGGCGACGGGUCAGCGCCGGCCGGUAACCGGCUGCGGGCUGCUGCUGGGCUAUCGGAUAGCAGCAAUGGACGACGAGCGCGAGAGCAUCCAGGACCUAUCGAGCCCGGAGGAGGAGGAGGAGGAGGAGGAGGAGGAGGAGGAGAUGGAAGAAGGGGAAGUAGUAGAAUGGAGGAGAAGAAAUCAUCUUCAGAUGCUAAUUCGUCUGGAGCACAAUUACAGCUUCACAAUGUAGAACCAACGUCUCACCCCUCCCCUUCGUUGUCCAACACAUCCACUUCCAUGUCUUUAGAGUCCCCGCAGACUUUAAGUCCACAUCGAGAGGGGUCAGCUGAUGUGCCAAAGGUUGGUGAGGAAAUGGAAGAAACAUCCGCCACUGUCCAGAGCUCCUCCAGUGGAUUCACGGCUUGCUCUCCUUCUCCAGAGCAUGACACUAUAUCUGAGUCAUCGGCCAUUGAGUCAUCCAGAGAAAGCCAGCUGUCCGAGUCUACUACGGUCCCCUCAGAUAUGACAGACCAAGGUUGUGAAAAGCCAUCGCUGACCCAAACUUCAAUUCCAGAUUCCCUUCCUAGGUUUGGAGCUAAAGGUGUGGAUGUUACUCAGACGCUAGCUAGUUCUUGUCAGACUAAAGAGCAGGAUAAAGGGAAGGAUAUUGGACUGGGGGGUGUUAUUCAGCACAGUUCCCACCAUGUGGACCUAAAGGAGGCAUUCUCUAAGUCAGCGAGACAGCAAACGGACUUGUCUUGUCCGCCACAUGUGGACGUUCUUGAUGCCUGCAUAGAAAAAGAGGAAGAAGCCGCCACGCACAGCGACUCAACCGAAACAGCUUCUGACUGUGAGAUUGAGAGCCAGGAGGAUGAGCAGCAAUAUCCAGAACGGGACUGGUGCUCGCAACUCAACACCCAGCGAAAUGGCCAGUUGGUCAUCUGUAGCCCCCCUCCUCAGAACCAGCAGCCGGUCAUACAGGCUCACGUGUCCAGCCGCCACGGUCAGACAGUCAUUCAGCCCUGUUUCCCCAAUGGUCUGCCUCAGCCGCAACGCAAUCACUCCCAUUCCCAGGACCACUUCUCUCCUCCCAAAGACAACAGUGUUGUAGUGAAAAUGGAGCCUGGAGAUGACUGUCGACCCUCCAGACAAAGUCCUGAAGAGGAGUGUCGGGGGUCUUUAAAGGCUUCUGUUGCUCAUCUGAAUGCUUCAGCUGCCUCCAAAAGACUGUCCAGCUCAGCAAGACCCGUGUCCAGUGUGGAGGCCAACAACCCUUUAGUGACUCAGCUGCUGCAGGGCAGCCUGCCCCUUGAGAAGGUUCUUCCUUCUCACUCUGCCAACAGGCUGGAGAUUAGUCGAUUGCCUGGACCCCCACCCAGACCACCAGCAGCAAGGAACACUGGGUCGCGAAGUAAGCCUGAGCUCCUGGUCCAGUCCCUUACUCCAGACCUGACCUCUGUCUCGCAUGUCCUCAACAAGUCGCAGACAGGCCACCCGGUCUCCUGCCUGAUGGAGGCCCCGGCUGUGUCCCAGUCCCAGCAGGCCCCUGGUGCUGUCCCAGUCAUUACCUCUGUGCCACCCUCCUCUAAAACAAAGUCCGAUGUCGGCUCUCCGGUUCUUGUGAAACCUCCAGUUAUCAAAGAGUCUUGCAGUCAUCAACCCUCACAGGAAAGCACUCCUGACAGGCUCCAAGCAGACCACCGGACCAUGCCCAACGGCCCAUCCCCUUCUCACGCAGACCCCAGUACCAUUGAGGGGGUGACCACCAUUAAGAUCAACCUGCGGCCCCCACACUCUCAACUCCCACACGCUCACCAAGAGCAGCUGUCUCCUGCAUCCGCCGUAAAGAGUGAAAUCGCUGCUCGACCUUCUUGCCAGGCCCUCACUAAAUCCACCUCCAUGUUACCACUGGGCAUCGCCAAAAAGGAGCCAGGGAACUCCAUGGAUGGGUACCUGAGUGGAGGGGCGAUGGAGGGACUCCUCAACAUGGAGAUGACUUUGGCAAGGAUAGCAAAAAAAGAGCCCAGCAAAGGUCCGUAUUCAUCUAGCUCUCCCUCCUCAUCUUCGCCUUCUCCUUCCUCUUCUGCCUCGUCCCUUCCCUUCCAGCUGUAUGGAAAACUCCCCAAACAGGCAACGGGCAUUGGAGGAGUGAGCUAUACGGCUAACGUGUCGAUGAUGGACAACGGUGGUUUCUCCCGGGGCGUGGCCGAUGGUGUGCUGCAGCUGCGACCCCGCCUGGCCUCCAGCCAUACUACCCUCAGCAUCCAGGCCUUUACAGAUAGCACGGCGGAGGAGGUGGCCCUCAAGUGCUCAUGCCGCCUCAAAGCCAUGAUCAUGUGCCAAGGCUGCGGUGCCUUUUGCCAUGAUGAUUGCAUCGGACCUUCAAAACUCUGUGUGUCAUGUCUGGUGGUCAGGUAGUGUGUUCACAUCCCUGUGCACUGUAGAAGUGCUGUCUGAAAGCGUCGGCAGCAUGACUGGGCAGCUUCAGAGUGUACAGAAGCCUCAUUAGGGUAGAGCACACAGGACAAGUCUGAUGGGCAAGAUAUUGCCUUGUAUGAUAGUUAUGUAUCUUUUGUUGUUGCAUAUUUUCAGAUUUAUUCUUUCUUUUUUAGCUGUAUUGAUUAUUGUUAUUAUUAUUAUUGUUAUUAUUAUUAUUAUUGUUGUUAUUGUGAAUUUGGGGCAUGAUUAAUUGUAAAUUUUGCAAUUUACCUCAUCUCGUCUUGCUCCAUCUGUCACCAUUUGGAGGUCAUCAUUGUUUUGGUUCCAAGUUUGCUCUGCAAGUAAGGACAUAUUGUUUUCUCUUUGCGCAAAGAAGUAUUUUUUUAACCAUUAAAAAGAGUAAAUGA
Melanotaenia boesemani (Boeseman's rainbowfish) is the source of this 5528-nucleotide messenger RNA. RefSeq names its product ASXL transcriptional regulator 1 (gene asxl1). Gene Ontology annotation, cellular component: PR-DUB complex. Lineage: Eukaryota; Metazoa; Chordata; Actinopteri; Atheriniformes; Melanotaeniidae. Bases 472 to 5100 code for a protein of 1542 amino acids. The transcript has 12 exons. Gene Ontology annotation, biological process: positive regulation of transcription by RNA polymerase II; animal organ morphogenesis. The record is from RefSeq and is a predicted model, not a curated record. Gene Ontology annotation, molecular function: peroxisome proliferator activated receptor binding; chromatin binding; DNA binding.